Pteropus alecto (black flying fox) is the source of this 1902-nucleotide messenger RNA. It is a transcript of the gene DDX53, whose product is annotated as DEAD-box helicase 53. Lineage: Eukaryota; Metazoa; Chordata; Mammalia; Chiroptera; Pteropodidae. The record is from RefSeq and is a predicted model, not a curated record. The transcript is spliced from 2 exons. Gene Ontology annotation, molecular function: ATP binding; RNA helicase activity; RNA binding.
AUGGCUGAGGCCCCGGAGCAGAAGUGGACAGAGCCUAAUCCAAGAGAUCUCAGGUCCGGCUGGGAUGGCAGGGGCGGCAGGGGCGGCAGAGGCGGCGGAGGCGGCGGAAGUGGCAGAGGCCGCGGAGGCUGCGAAGGCCGCGAAGGCCGCGAAGAACCACCACUCUGCUUUAAAAUAAAGAACAGCAUGAUCGGUGUGGUGAUUGGUCGUGGCGGAUCAAAAAUAAAAAACAUUCAGAGUAUGACAAACACCAAAAUAUUUAUCAUACAAGGUGAUUCUGAAGCAGUGGUAAAAAUAUUUGGCAGCAAGGACAUGAAAGCAAAGGCCAAAGAGGCUAUAGAAACUAUUGUUAAAAAACAAGAAGAAAGCUACGGUUCAGAAUCCAGCGUUGAUAAUGCUGCAUCCCAAGCCUCUGCUGGAAGAGAGUUAAGCACAGAUAACACUGGUACACAAGCUCGGCCUUGGAUAGAUUGGGAUCGAGUCAGGGCAGGAGUUGUUGAGUGGAAUAAAAGAAAAUGGGCAGGUUUACCACCAAUUAAGAAAAAUUUUUACAUAGAAUCCCAAGCAACAAGCUCACUAUCUCAAGUUCAGGUAGACAACUGGAGAAAAGAAAAUUUCAAUAUAAUAUGCGAUGACUGGAAAGAUGGUGAAAAACGUUCCAUCCCCAAACCAACUUUGAAGUUCAAAGACGCUUUCCAGCACUAUCCUGAUCUGCUUAAAAACAUCGAAAAAGCAGGAUUUCAAAAGCCAACACCAAUUCAAUCACAGGCGUGGCCAAUUAUUCUACAAGGGAUAGAUCUUAUAGGAGUGGCCCAAACUGGAACAGGCAAAACACUGUCUUAUUUAAUGCCUGGGUUUAUUCAUCUCAAUUCUCAACCAGUAUCUAGAGAAGAAAGAAAUGGACCUGGCAUGCUAGUCCUUACACCGACUAGAGAACUAGCUCUUCAAGUGGAAGCUGAAUGUUCUAAGUAUUCAUAUAAAGGUCUUACAAGUAUCUGUAUAUAUGGCGGUGAAAGUAGAGAACAACAAAUAAAAGACAUUGCCAAAGGUACAGACAUCAUUAUUGCAACUCCCGGACGGCUGAAUGAUCUACAAAUGAAUAAAUCUGUCAACCUAAAAAGCAUUACCUACCUAGUUCUAGACGAAGCAGAUAAAAUGCUGGAUUUGGGAUUUGACCAUCAAAUAAUGAAGAUCUUAUUCGACAUACGCCCAGAUCGGCAGACAAUUAUGACAAGUGCAACUUGGCCAGAUACCAUUCAUCGACUUGCACAAUCUUAUUUGAAAGAGCCUAUGAUUGUUUAUGUUGGUACUCUUGAUUUGGCUGCCGUAAACACAGUAAAGCAAAAUGUAACUGUUACCACAGAAGAAGAAAAACGAUCUCUUAUACAAGAAUUCCUACGAAACUUGUCGCCCAAAGACAAAGUCAUCAUAUUUGUCAACAGAAAACUUGUUGCUGAUGACUUAUCCAGCGAUUUAAGCCUCCAAGGCAUACCUGUACAAUCCUUGCAUGGCAGCAGAGAACAGAGUGAUCGUGAGCAAGCAUUAAAUGAUUUUAAAAGUGGAGAUGUGAAAAUAUUGAUUGCUACUGAUUUAGCAUCCCGAGGUCUCGAUGUUGAUGAUGUCACACACGUAUAUAAUUACGAUUUUCCACGGAAUAUUGAAGAGUAUGUACACAGAGUAGGGCGUACCGGAAGAGCAGGGAAGAUGGGAAUAUCUACUACACUUAUGACUCAAAGCGACUGGAAGAACGUCCCCGAAUUGAUUAAAAUUCUGGAAAGAGCAAAUCAAAGUGUCCCAGAAGAUCUUGUAACAAUGGCUGAACAACACAAGUCGGGAAAACGAAAGAAGAACUCAAGAAAAAGACACAAGAAAUCUCGAGGAAAACCCUAGCAGUUUUAUUGA